UCACAUUCACAUCCAUUUCAUCUUCACGGCUACUCCUUCUGGGUGGUGGCGAUGGAGCGCGUCACCAGUAGUGUCAAUGUUGACCAGAUUCGAGCCAUGGAUGAAAAUGGAUUAAUCCACAGGAAUUUAGUCGAUGCUCCCAUCAAAGACACGGUUGCUAUCCCCGAUGGCGGAUACACAAUCAUUCGUUUUACGGCAACUAACCCAGGCUACUGGCUGUUCCAUUGUCACCUGGAGUUCCACAUGGAAAUCGGAAUGGGACUCAUUUUUAAAGUUGGCGGACACGAAGACUUUCCGCCCAUUCCAGGAAGUUUCCCAACCUGUGGCGAUUGGCUUUUUUGAAGGAAAAUCACCGAAGUUAAGUUGCGUUUCAGAAAUUUUUCUUAAUUGUAGGUAUUGAAUUAGUUGCACGAUUUCACCAUCGACAUUUUCUAUGCUACCCAACGCAUACUGCGCGUGGUAUCCGCAAUUGUUCUCCGGUUUUUAAACUAACAUUCUUCAAACAAAACGCGAUGAUUUUAAAAAUAGCGUAAUCUGAGAAUCAUUAGAUUAUCGAAUGGUCAAGUGAAAUUAUUUGUUUAAAAUAGUUUUUUUAAUCAUUACAACUUUUCUUAUUCAA
This is a messenger RNA of Daphnia pulex (common water flea), 619 nucleotides long. RefSeq names its product laccase-7-like. The transcript has 2 exons. NCBI's taxonomy places the organism in Eukaryota, Metazoa, Arthropoda, Branchiopoda, Diplostraca, Daphniidae. Gene Ontology annotation, molecular function: copper ion binding; oxidoreductase activity. Gene Ontology annotation, biological process: iron ion transport. The record is from RefSeq and is a predicted model, not a curated record. The coding region runs from base 52 to 342 and encodes 96 amino acids. Gene Ontology annotation, cellular component: plasma membrane.